ACCCUGAAGAACUGUCCCUCGCUAUAUAAGCCAUAGCCUCGCCCGACUGCCACCACAAUCACGGUGAACGUUCACGAAACUCAGAACGCGUCCCCGAAUCCUGCGAAACCGCUAAUCACAAACAGUUCCAACGUUGCGUUGUCUGUGCGAGAGACAUUCCAAGUGCGACGAUCAGUGUAGUUAUCAUUGUGUGACAUUUCGUCCUCCGCUAAGGAUUAAUCAUGCAGAUGCACGAGCAGAUGAUGAUGGUCGAUGGACAGGAGCAACCGAUAUCCAGGACUUAUCAGUACAGAAAGGUGAUGAAACCUAUGCUGGAACGCAAGCGUCGGGCCCGGAUCAACCGGUGUCUGGACGAGCUGAAGGACCUGAUGGUGACGGCCCUGGCCGGCGACGGCGAGAACGUGGCUAAGUUAGAGAAGGCCGAUAUUCUGGAGCUGACCGUGCGUCAUCUUCACAAGCUCCAGAGACAGCAACGACUCUCUGCCAACCCCGUGAUCGACGCGGACCGCUUCAGGGCCGGUUACACGCACUGCGCCAACGAAGUCAGCCGCUGUUUGGCAGCCACCCCGGGCGUGGAUGUGGCUUUGGGCACCAAGUUGAUGACCCAUUUGGGCCACAAAUUGAAUUCUAUGGACAAAACUGGACCUCUGACGAUCCACGUGGCGGCGCCGCAAUCCUCGCCGUCUUCUGGCAGCGAACUCAGCUCGGACGAGUACUCGAUGCCUCUGACUCCGGCUUCGAGCCAACCUUCUCCGGUCAGAACGGACAUCGAGGGCAUCUCGCAGAGCCACCAGGGCCUUCUGCAGGUCGCCAAACCUAACGAACCGAUCUGGAGACCGUGGUAAACGUGUGGGCCUAGGGACUUGAACGGGCAAAGCCGUCGUACCCGGUGAACGGGCUUCGAGACCGGCGGAUUUACCGGUCAGAAACGAAGAGGAUCGGCACCGAUGGAACGAGACCGUCGUGUGACCAACCAUUUACCGGUGUUGCAAUUUUGUCUGUGAUCUGAGCGAGCUGCUCUCGAGAUGAACGUCGUGACAGAGGAUUUCUGGUGUCUCGUUGAUUCCGUGAAGAAUGGACUAUUGUUUUGCUCAAGACACUCGAUGUGAAGGAUACGUUAAGUUCUUUUCCCUUCUCUUUUUUUAAUAAUAUCGCUGUUAGAUUGUACACGCGGUAAUUGAGAGUUGUAUCAGUAGGAUCUCGAUGUAACGACAUGACCGCAUGCCACGAUGCGGCACGAAGCUUUAAUUUACUCGACGGUUAGAAUUUUCUAUUGUUUAUUUGAUAAGUUUUAUCGAGAGGUUUUUAUUUUGUCAAUUUUGGCGCGAGAAAGAGGGGACGUUCGAGGGGAGGAGGAGACACGUGGAACCCGCUUUCUCCCGCCAAAAUCGUUGUUAUAUGAGAAUCUUCUCGGCCAACGAAUUUUAUGAUUGUUCGGUGAACGAUACGCCAGUUAGGGUAAUUGAUAGCUUAUGUAAACGGCCGAGCGGAGGAUAUUGUGAUAAAGAAACGUGUACCUGUGAUAUUUACUGUAGAUGUAGGGAAAUUAUGCUAGAUUUUUAAUAAAUAUGUUUCACUGAUAA
This is a messenger RNA of Megachile rotundata (alfalfa leafcutting bee), 1583 nucleotides long. RefSeq names its product enhancer of split m7 protein. Gene Ontology annotation, biological process: regulation of DNA-templated transcription. NCBI's taxonomy places the organism in Eukaryota, Metazoa, Arthropoda, Insecta, Hymenoptera, Megachilidae. Gene Ontology annotation, molecular function: protein dimerization activity; DNA binding. The record is from RefSeq and is a predicted model, not a curated record.